Electrophorus electricus (electric eel) is the source of this 1604-nucleotide messenger RNA. RefSeq names its product odd-skipped related transciption factor 2 (gene osr2). NCBI's taxonomy places the organism in Eukaryota, Metazoa, Chordata, Actinopteri, Gymnotiformes, Gymnotidae. The record is from RefSeq and is a predicted model, not a curated record. Gene Ontology annotation, molecular function: RNA polymerase II transcription regulatory region sequence-specific DNA binding; DNA-binding transcription factor activity, RNA polymerase II-specific. Gene Ontology annotation, cellular component: nucleus. Gene Ontology annotation, biological process: embryo development; urogenital system development; regulation of transcription by RNA polymerase II.
CUCGCAACAGAGCUAAGAACUCGCAAACCUCCCAACAUAGCAAUACAUAACCAACGCUCUUUUUAGACUACCUAUACACAGAGACAUUGUAUCUUGUGCACCAGAAUUGAGUUGUUGUUUUUUUUUUUACGUUGAAAGUUUCUCGUCAAUUAGACAGUUUGGGAAGUUUACAUGGACAAAUCUGUAAGUCUUGUAAUCGCUUCACGCCGAACUUUGCCGUCUUGUUCUGGUCACUGUGGAUUACUGAGAUACAGCUCUCGCUGACAUCGACCUUUGGCAUUCAGUUCUGCGGGGAACCUUUUGGAGAUUAAAUUUCGUGACCGAGUCUUCGUUCACCAGAAAUGGGAAGUAAAACUCUGCCUGCCCCGAUCCCGCUUCACCCGUCUCUCCAACUCGCCAAUUAUUCGUUUCUCCAGGCGGUAAAUAGCUUCCCCGCCGCUGUCGACCACCUGCAAGGACUCUACGGCCUCAGCGCGGUGCAGACGAUGCACAUGAACCACUGGACGCUGGGCUACCCUCACAUGCAGGGCCUCCGCUCCACCAUCACCGAGAUGGCCGCGGCACAGGGCCUCGUGGACCCUCGAUUCCCUCUCCCCGCGUUGCCGUUCGCUGCGCACCUCUUCCAUCCUAAACAAGGGGCGAUAACUCACGUAAUUCCGGCGCUCCACAAAGACAGGCCCCGCUUUGAUUUCGCUAAUCUCGCCGUCGCGGCUACGCAAGAAGACCCGCCAAAAGCCGGUGACCUGUCCAAACUGACAGCGGGUCUCAGCGGGGCGAUGGCGGAGCUGAACAAACUGUCACCGGACAGAAAGCCCCCGCGUGGCAGGCUUCCAUCUAAGACCAAAAAGGAAUUUAUUUGCAAAUUUUGUGGGAGACAUUUUACCAAGUCCUAUAACUUGCUUAUUCACGAGCGUACCCACACAGACGAAAGACCCUACACGUGUGACAUAUGCCACAAGGCUUUUAGGAGACAAGAUCACCUCCGUGACCACCGAUACAUCCACUCCAAGGAGAAACCUUUCAAAUGUCAAGAGUGUGGAAAAGGGUUUUGUCAGUCGCGAACUUUGGCUGUCCAUAAAACACUGCACAUGCAGGAGUCUCCUCACAAAUGCCCCACAUGCGGAAGAACCUUUAAUCAAAGAAGUAACCUGAAAACUCACCUUCUCACCCAUACAGACAUCAAGCCCUACUCCUGUGAGCGCUGCGGAAAGGUGUUUCGGCGCAACUGUGACCUGCGACGGCAUAGUUUGACACAUACACCCCACCAGGACUACUAGCUGGCAGGACUAGAAAGCUAAAAUAAAUCAAAUUCCCAGCGGAUAUAGCAGCCUUUUCAACACCGACCGGUUUUGCUGUGAAAUAAUUGCGGACAAAUCUCACGGAGAGAGCCCAACCUAAAGCCACCUAAAGCAGGAACCACCUAAAGCAGGAUAAAGCGUUGCUGCAUUGAAAAAGACACGCAAACUCUCGGAAUUGUUGUACAUAUUUGUUGUUGUUAUUGUUGUUGUUUAACCUCGGAAUUUGAAUUCAGAGUUGUUGUAAAUAGUGCACAAAUGUGGAUGUUUGUGAAAUGUAUUGUAGAAAUAAAGAGAAGUUAAACGAAA